Molecule: messenger RNA, 1284 nt
Organism: Acromyrmex echinatior (Panamanian leafcutter ant)
Lineage: Eukaryota; Metazoa; Arthropoda; Insecta; Hymenoptera; Formicidae
Product: mitochondrial coenzyme A diphosphatase NUDT8
Molecular function (GO): coenzyme A diphosphatase activity
Source: RefSeq, a predicted model, not a curated record
AUGCACUGUGUGUUUACAUGUGUUUCAUCGUAAUCGGGUUUUAACAAUUUCUCCAUCGAUAUUUAAUUUUACGUUAAUCUGCCGAUUGAUGCAGUCACCCGCAGCGUCGAUGCGCCCUUUGCUACGUGCCUUCUCCAUAGCGUCCAAACAGCAUAUUGACAUGGUCGAUCCGAUGAAAGUCGAGAUGGUGCUCUCAGAGAGCAAUCGCAAGGCUUGCAUCAAAAAAUUCAAAUCAUUCCCGAUGCCAAAGUUGCGUAAUGUAGCAGAAGCAGCUGUGUUGGUCCCAUUAUGUUUACAUAAAGGAGAACUCGGAUUCUUAUAUACUCUGCGAUCCAUGAAACUUACAUCCAAUCGGGGACAAGUGUCCUUCCCGGGUGGCAUGCGUGACAAAAGUGAUGUUGAUCUGCAAGAAACUGCUUUACGAGAGACUUGGGAGGAGUUGAAGAUUCCCAGGGAGAAGAUCGACGUGUGGACUACAGGGAAUCUCAUCGGCAAAUCUGACGUUAAUGUGAUGCCGGUUCUAGCCUACAUUGGCGAGGUGGUGCCAAAAGAACUGGAAAUCAAUCCUGAUGAGGUAGAAGAAGCGUUCGUAGUUAGCCUGCAAAAAUUGUGCGAUCCUAAGCUGAUUAGUUUCACGAGUUUCCGCCGAUCACUUGUGACCCUGCCAUGUUACCUGGGUGGAAAAUAUCGUGUCUGGGGUUUUACCGGCGCUAUCACUCACAUGGCUCUCGAAUGCUUAGUGCCGCAAGUGUACAAAUACAAGUUCUUGUCAAUACAACCGAUGCAGAAGAAUGAAUCUGAAAAGAAAAAAUCGGUUUCUUCCGAUUAUGAUGCAACCCGUUCGAAAAUAUGAAGAGUAGAGUAGAAUAAAAUGCUAGAAUAAGAUAUAUUAAGAACUACGGAAUUUUAAUAAAUUCAAAUUUCGAUACUGAUAGAUUUCCAUACAUAACAAUUAGGUAAUAAUUACGAUAAAAGUUAUUAGUGAUGUGAUGGAAAUAAUAUUUUUUUACUAAAUUGAAAAUUGAAUACAUUAAAAUUACGCAGAUCUUAAGUCCGUGUAUAAAUUGUCAAAUAGUCGAUCUAUCAAAACUUCGUUUGGAAUUGAGGAAUUAGAAUUCGUUCCAUUCUAAUUCCGUAAGUUUGAGCGGAAUAGAAUUUAGAUAUUUUCUUAAACAUGUUCGUUAUAAAAUUUGUUGCAGAUUUUAUACAUUAUUUGUGAUUUUAACGAUUAUGGUUAAGGAAAAAUAAAAUAUUAUAAAAUAAAAUAUACUAGGAAAAAUAAAA